GUCCCAACUCACCUCCUGGGCCCCAGGAUUCCGCAAUUUGUCUCCAGUAUUCGUCACCCGGGAAAAGGCGGACCACCCUGCGAGACGCUCAAAUAGGCAUCCCACCAGUGAGACCUCAUACUCCGUACCGUGGUUUACUCUCAUACCGCUCGAACUUCCCUCCCCCUCCCUCCCUUUCUUUCCCCCCUCUCACCCGCGUCCAAGAGACAUAUUCCCCGCUGCGACCUCGGUGCUCCGGCGCUCCAGCCUUCUGCAGUUCAACACACAUCAUUACCAGCUCCCUCCCGGUCCUGUACCAUCAGACAUCCGCUGCUUCCUUGUUCUGCCAACGACGAUACCAAACUUCCCAUAACAGCAAGCCGUCCUUCAACAUGGCCGACGACUCUCGCACCGAAACCUCCUCUCAGGUGUCCUCGCCUGGCGACGACCAUGGCUCGGUCGACUCGGGCUUCGUCUCGCCAAGCACAUCCACCGUCAGCCUGCCGAGGAUAUCCCUCACGCAGCCGCACCUGAAGCACCUCAACAAGCAGCUCGAGUCCCUACACCCGAUGGAAAUCCUCCGCUUCUGCAAGAUCUUCUUCCCCAACCUGUACCAGUCGACGGCCUUUGGCCUGACGGGGCUCGUCACCGUCGACAUGCUUUCCAAGAUCGACGCCGAGUCGGCCGACCCGCAGCCGGUCGACCUCAUCUUCCUCGAUACCCUCUACCACUUCAAGGAGACGUACGAGCUCGUCGAGCGCGUCAAGCAGCGCUACAACGUCAAGGUGCACGUCUUCAAGCCGGCCGACGUCUCGACGGUCGAGGAGUUCGAGAAGCUGUACGGCGAGAAGUUGUACGAGGAGUCGUCGGAGCUGUACGACUGGAUCGCCAAGGUGGAGCCGCUGCAGCGCGCCUACUCGGAGCUCAAGGUCGCCGCCGUGCUGACGGGCCGGCGCCGGUCGCAGGGCGGGCAGCGCGGCGACAUCGCCGUCGUCGAGGUCGACGACGAGCGCGGCGUCGUCAAGAUCAACCCGCUCGCCAACUGGACCUUCGCCCAGGUCAAGGCGUACAUCGACGAGCACAAGGUGCCGUACAACGCCCUGCUCGACCGGGGCUACAAGUCGGUCGGCGACUGGCACUCGACCGUCCCCGUCGGCGAGGGCGAGGACGAGCGCGCCGGCCGCUGGAAGGGCCAGGACAAGACCGAGUGCGGCAUCCACAACAAGCAGAGCCGCUACGCCAAGUGGCUCCAGCAGUCCGCACUGCUGAAGCAGCAGAAGCAGCAGGAGCUCCAGGAGCCACAGCAGCAACAGCAACAGCAAGAGCAACAGCAACAGCAGGUGCAGGUGCAGGUGCAGGAGGUCCAGGUCCGGGCGGCCUAGAUAGAAUACGUUAAGAUGGAGCGAGACGGCGCAAAGGAAGGGCGAGUCAGCCCGUGGUUUCAUAAUGACGAUGACGAGAGCGGAGGAUCGGGACAUACACUUUUCAGAAAGACGAACUACGAUUGCAUUACACCGGCGUUCAGGGACGGGUGCGGCGUUGGGGUUACUGGUCUGUUCUCGACGGUAUCAGAGGGAUCGCUGGGUUUCGAAGCGCGCUGGCGGUCCAUCGCAAGUAAGGUUUUGUCCUCGGGCUAGGUAGCUAGACAAUUGAGACAGCAGUCUUCUAGAAGUUCUUCAACCAGUCUCGAGCGUGAUGGCGAGGAGCUGAUUUUGGAUGAACGGCGAAGUGCGGGGACAAGGUCCGGGGCCCCCGAACCCGCUGGCCGAUCUAAGCCGCCGCAUAGUUAUGCUGUUGUCGAUGAUUGGCCGGGUAGCAUGAGUGGCUGCUUUGUUGGCG
This is a messenger RNA of Thermothelomyces thermophilus ATCC 42464, 1818 nucleotides long. RefSeq lists its product as uncharacterized. Bases 372 to 1361 code for a protein of 329 amino acids. Gene Ontology annotation, cellular component: cytoplasm. The record is from RefSeq and is a predicted model, not a curated record. The transcript has a single exon. NCBI's taxonomy places the organism in Eukaryota, Fungi, Ascomycota, Sordariomycetes, Sordariales, Chaetomiaceae. Gene Ontology annotation, molecular function: phosphoadenylyl-sulfate reductase (thioredoxin) activity.